AGCACGGCAGCACGGGCACUGUCAUCACAAGCCUGGAAAGAGGUCGAGCCAUGCUGUACCUGACACAGGUGCUCAAUGAGAUAAAAAAGGAGUCCAACCCUCCAAAGUCUCUGCGAGCGGAGCACCUCUUCAAGCUCAACGAGGCAGUCUUCAACCUCUCUGAGGAGGAUGCUGUGGACGGGCCUUUGGCAGUGAAACUUUUUCAGGCUGUUGAGAAGAUCCACACUGCCUACAACACGGGCAAGUAUGACAACACAGACUCGAACUUUUUCUACGAUUAUUUGGCUUUGCUCGGCACCAUGCAGAAUCAACACUUCUUCAGCCAGAAGCAGACUGAAAAGAUGCUGGGUUGGAUUAAAGAGGUCGUUGACACCAGUGGCAUGUUGGCUGCACCGAGCACCGGUGGUUCCAGUUCAAAGGCUCUGGAGGCCGAGAACGAGAAGCUUAGAAAGAAGCUGGAAAAACUCGAGGGCGCUGUGCAGACGAUCCGCAAUAUCGAGACGGAGCCCAAAGGAAAGAGCAAGACCAGUGCCAAGGUCAAGGCAAAGGAGGAGCCUCCUGUCAAAGCAUCACCAGGGAAGAAAGGCAAAGGAAAAGGCAAGUAUGAUGACUAUGAGGAGGAGCCCGUGGUGAAGGGCAAAGGAAAGGGCAAAGCCAAGAAGGAGAAGGAGGUCGUUGCCGUUGCGCCCAAGGGGAAAUCCAAGGGCAAAGGCGAAGCCAAAGGAAAAGGCAAGGAGAAAGCGCCAGAGCCCGUCAAGGGCAAGGGCAAAGGCAAAGGCAAAGUGAAGGAGGAGUAUGAGGAGCCUCCUAAGGGAAAGAGCAAAGGCAAGGGCAAAGAGGGCAAAGGAAAGAGCAAAGAAGAAGAUCCUCCUCUCAGGAAGGGAAAGGGCAAGGGCAAAGGCAAAGAAGAGCCCAAGGGCAAGGCAAAAGGUAAAGGAAAGAAGGGCUGGAAAUCAAAAUGAGCACAAUCUGCUGAUCCUCUGAGGGAUUCCCAGCCGCGAGACCCAAUUCGCACAGCUGAUUCAGCUUUGCUGAGACUGCUCACCUCGCAUUCCGUUUCUACAUGUUCACAUCUUUUCACUUGGUGUUCAUUUU
Molecule: messenger RNA, 1095 nt
Organism: Cladocopium goreaui
Lineage: Eukaryota; Dinophyceae; Suessiales; Symbiodiniaceae
Source: the annotation of a GenBank genome assembly